Molecule: messenger RNA, 1152 nt
Organism: Nicotiana tabacum (common tobacco)
Lineage: Eukaryota; Viridiplantae; Streptophyta; Magnoliopsida; Solanales; Solanaceae
Source: RefSeq, a predicted model, not a curated record
AUGGAUUUUGUUGUCUUCCAAUUGAGCUCGUAUUGGUCCCUACUGGAUCAGAGGGCACCGGCCAUGCUAGGGUCUUUCUUUGUAGCCUCUGUAAAAAGGCGCUUCUGGGAGGCGUUGGAUGAGGUGGUGCGGGGUAUUCAGCCGACGGAGAAGCUAUUCAUAGGAGGGGAUUUCAAUGGUCAUAUUUGGUCGUCUGCUGGUGGCUAUGGUGAGGUGCAUGGUGGCUUCGGCUUUGGUGAUAGGAACGAGGGUGGUACCUUACUGUUGGAUUUUGCUAGAGCUUUUGAGUUGGUGAUUGUGAACUCUAUGUUUCCGAAGAGGAAGGAACAUUUGGUUACUUUCCGGAGUAUGGUGGCUAAGACUCAAAUUGACUAUCUCCUCCUCAGGAGGUGUGAUAGGGGGUUGUGUGAGGAUUGCAAGGUGAUCACGAGUGAGAACCUCGCAACUCAACAUAGGCUCUUAGUGAUGGACGUCGGUAUUUUGAUGAAGAGGAAGAAGAGGUUUGUACGGGGUCCGUCGAGGAUCAGGUGGGGAGCUUUGUCUAAGGAUAAUGCGCAAGAGUUGGAGGGGCGGCUGACAAAUAUGGGAUCCUGGAAGAGUGGUGGGGACGCUAGCGCUAUGUGGACGACGACGGUGGACUGUAUAAGGGAGGCAGCAAGAGAGGUGUUGGGAGUUUCGAAAGGUUAUUAUGGCGGGCACCGAGGCGACUGGUGGUGGAAUGACGUGGUCCAAGGUAAAGUGGAAGCCAAGAAAGCGGCGUACAUUAAGUUAGUAGAGAGCACUGACGAGGAUCAGAGGAGAGCGAACAGAGAAAGAUAUAAGGAGGCUAGGAAUGAGGAGAAAGUAGCGGUCACAGAGGCUAAGACUGCUGCUUUUGGUCGGCUUUAUGAGGAACUUGGGGGCAAAGGUGGGGAUAAGAAGUUAUUUCGAUUGGCCAAAGCGAGAGAGAAGAAGGCUCGCGAUCUAGAUCAAGUGAGGGUAAUGGAGAUGGAAUCAGCUAUUCUUGCUGGAAAACUGGUGACGUUGUUGCUGGACAAGGAAAAACACUUAUCUAUCUGGAAAAAGAAGAGGGCCUUGUCUUUAAAUGUAGCGUCUUUCUCUCAUUAUCACUCUGUACUUGUCCAGAUACAGUUGACCUUCUACUUUGAUUGA